UUUUUUUUUUUCUGUUUGAAAUGCACCAUUUCUAUCUUUCUCUUUUUAUAUAGAAAACAACAUGUCAGUAGACGGUGAUGGCUCGAGCAAUUCCAACCCUCCUUCGUCUUCUCAACCACAACAGUUAACACAUCAAGAUCUCAACUUUUCAUUGAAUGAUAUACUAAGCAAUAAUCAUGAUGUCAAUGACUCUUCAUUUCAAUCUAUUGUACAAACACUAAGCAAUAACAGCAACGAGCAGCAUAUUAUGCCUUCUUAUGCUCACUUGCCUGCUGAGUUACAAGACUUGUUUAAUAACAACGAAACAGACGAUCUAUUAUCUGUUCAAAGCAGCAAUACAGACGCGUCGAUUCUUCAAGGUGAUUUGAUGUGGCAACAACAACCAUUCAUGCAACAGCAAAAGGAGAAUCCCACUAGUUCUCUUCAAACAAACAUGAAUUCCCCUGUUUCAACUUCUUCACCUGCCAUGUCUUCAUUGCAUGUGCCAACGACGUUGAACCAAACAGCUUCUACUACGUUGUUGGAUAACAUCACAGCUCAGUUACCACCUGAAAGAAAAGACAAGUUUAUCCAAUUGUUUAGGGAAUUACAAACCAACCAAGUAUCUGCACAGCAGUUUUUAUCAAAAGCAAAGACAUUGUUAGGACAACAAGAAUAUCAACAGUUAGAAGACUUAAAAAACAAACCAGUGCAUAUGAAAACCAAUGAAGAAGAGACUCGAAAAAGAACACUAUCUAGCCAACAGUUACGAAAUGAGGACGCACAAAGGUCUAUGUCUAGCAUGAUUAUACCUCAAUUGAAAAGAGCCAAGACAGAACAUAUACCACAACAACAGCAACAGCAACUACAGCAACUACAAAUGCAACUUCAACAACAACAUCAAAUGCAAAUGCUUCAAAAGCAACAACAACAACAACAACAACAACAACAACAACAACAACAACAACAACAAGCGAAAACAAAAUCAAAGCCUAAAGUACAAUCACCACCACCACCUUCUUCUUCUUCUCCUUCUGUUCAAAUUGUUCAACCCACUGUCUUCAAGACACCAAAUACACCAUUACAAGUACCUACAAAAACCAAUUUAACUACUCCCAAUAAAUCCGCUUCUGCUCCUCCUAUACCUAUUGCAUCCAAUACAGCACAGACAACAAUGACAACAACAACAACAAGCAAUGCUGGAGAUAGUCGUAUUGAUUAUGAUACGCUGACAGAUGUUAUGGGAUAUGCAGGUGUUGAUUUGAAAGAAGAAGCAGAACAUUUUAUGCGUGAAGAAGAAGGCAUUCAACAUCUAUUACCAGAUGGCAUGGAUCGAUCCAAAGCACAGGAUUUCAUGAAUCCUGAUUUAUUACGUGCUAAAAUUCUAAAUUGUGCCAAAUGUGUUGAUGUUACAGAGAUUGAUAGUGAUUUUGUGUCUUAUAUGGCAUUGGCCACACAAGAUCGUAUUCGAACUGUAUUAGAAGCUAUGGUGGCUGCUUCUAAACACCGCGAAUUUAAUCCUUUUAAAAAACCACCCAUGACACCUGAAGGCCAUCCUUUAUUCAAGAUUCAAGUGAAACAAAAUGUUAAGUUACAAUUAGAAGCUAUUGAACAAGUAGAAAGACAAGCUGCCUUAGAUUUAGACCCUCAACAACAAGAAGACGAACAAGACGAUGAACCCAUGGAAAUGGGAUGGUAUUCAAAUCGAUCUAAAAAGCCACUCAAAUCCCAAACACAGGAAAGAAAAGUGACUGUACAAGAUGCUAUCUUUGUGAUGGAAAGAGAUGUUCAAGGAGGAAGAGGCACCAAUCAACGUACUUUAUUAAAAGCAUAUAAUGAAUGUAAGAAUACAUGCAUAUUCUCUACAAACAGGAUAGUACGAACCAAAAGUCAAUCUAUCCUACCUUUCCCGAAGGGCACAAUCUAUAGAAUAGAAUAAAAAGAAAGACCACAGGAUAGAGUUUGAACAAGCCACAUGAACGACUGUCUUUUUUUGUUGUCCUGAUAACAUGGAUGUUUAUUAUUAUGUUACAUUGAAGAAACAAGCUUAGUUUGUUCUUCAACAACUGCUUGUUUGAAAUCAGCUACUUGCUUCCAGCAAUUGAGUGAUUUGUCCUUGUUUUGACUGUAUAGAGUGUGAAUUUCAUCUAGAUAACCAUAAACCACUUACUUGUAACAAGCCAUCAAUUCGUCUUGGUAUUUCUUGAUAUUUUCAGGCACCUGUUUGGCCAUGGGUCUAAACAGCCAUUAAGGAUACAUAAAAAAAAGACUUUUUUUUUUUACUCUUUCUCUUACCUGGAAAUCAUUUGAGUAAUAGGCUCACUUUCCACUUCUUUUUCAGCCUUGGUUU
Molecule: messenger RNA, 2329 nt
Organism: Gilbertella persicaria
Lineage: Eukaryota; Fungi; Mucoromycota; Mucoromycetes; Mucorales; Choanephoraceae
Product: transcription initiation factor TFIID component TAF4 family-domain-containing protein
Exons: 7
Coding region: 62-1918 (618 amino acids)
Biological process (GO): transcription initiation at RNA polymerase II promoter
Cellular component (GO): transcription factor TFIID complex
Molecular function (GO): RNA polymerase II general transcription initiation factor activity; protein heterodimerization activity; DNA binding
Source: RefSeq, a predicted model, not a curated record